AUGGCGGAUUUGGAGUCUCACAAUGAUACUCAUGGGUACUCUAAUAGCACAGUGCUUACUACAUUUGCAGCUGCCACAAAGCUGGUGCUGUCUACUCCUGCAAAACCAAUUAUUCCUAUACAGACUGGGGUACAGGCUCAGCAAGAGGAGCAGUCCAGCGGCAUGUCUAUAUUUUUUACAUUGCUAGUGCUAGCCAUUUGCAUCGUAUUGGUGCAUCUACUUAUCAAAUACAGGCUUCAUUUCAUGCCGGAGAGUGUUGCAGUUGUCUCAUUAGGAAUUUUAAUUGGAGCUGUAAUAAAGAUCAUAGAGUCUCAAAAACUAGCCAAUUGGAAGGAAGAAGAAAUGUUUCGACCAAAUAUGUUUUUUUUGCUUUUGCUCCCACCUAUUAUUUUUGAGUCUGGCUACUCAUUACACAAGGGAAAUUUCUUUCAAAACAUAGGGUCAAUCACCCUUUUUGCUGUAUUUGGUACAGCUAUUUCAGCUUUCAUCGUAGGAGGUGGGAUAUUCUUUUUAGGCAAGCUUUGCUUUCGGCUCGUUGAUAUCUGCUGUGGAUCCAGUAGCCACCAUUGCAAUCUUUAAUGCCCUUAAUGUGGACCCUGUACUCAACAUGUUAGUGUUUGGCGAAAGCAUUUUGAAUGAUGCAGUCUCCAUUGUCUUAACAAACACAGCGGAAGGCUUGACCAGAGAGAAUAUGUCUGGCGUGAGUGGUUGGCAAACAUUCCUCCAAGCACUGGCAUAUUUCCUGAAGAUGUUUUUUGGUUCAGCAGCUCUCGGAACGCUGACCGGACUGAUUUCUGCAUUAGUUUUGAAGCAUCUGGAUUUAAGGAAAACUCCCUCUUUGGAAUUUAGCAUGAUGAUUAUUUUUGCUUAUCUUCCAUAUGGACUUUCAGAAGGCAUUUCACUGUCAGGUAUCAUGGCAAUCCUGUUUUCCGGCAUUGUAAUGUCUCAUUACACACAUCAUAACCUGUCUCCAGUUACACAGAUUUUAAUGCAGCAGACAUUAAGGACUGUUGCAUUUCUUUGUGAAACCUGUGUGUUUGCAUUUCUUGGUCUUUCAAUAUUUAGUUUCCCCCACAAGCUUGAGAUUUCUUUUGUCAUCUGGUGCAUUGUGCUUGUUUUGUUUGGAAGAGCAGUCAAUAUUUUUCCUCUUUCUUAUCUGCUCAAUUUUUUCCGGGACCAUAAAAUUACCCCAAAAAUGAUGUUCAUCAUGUGGUUCAGUGGUUUGCGAGGUGCUAUUCCAUAUGCUCUGAGCCUUCACUUGGAGCUAGAACCAAUUGAAAAGCGACAACUUAUAGGGACGACCACUAUAAUCAUUGUGCUCUUCACUAUACUCCUAUUGGGAGGGGGCACUAUGCCACUCAUUCGUCUGAUUGACAUUGAGGACUCCAAAGCACGGAGAAGGAGUAAAAAAGAUAUCAACCUCAGCAAGACAGAAAAAAUGGGUAAUACAGUUGAAUCUGAACAUUUAUCAGAACUUACAGAAGAAGAGUAUGAAUCCCAGUACAUCAAACAGCAUGACCUUAAAGGUUUUAUGUGGCUGGAUGCCAAAUAUUUAAACCCCUUCUUCACCAGAAGGCUGACACAGGAGGACCUCCAUCACGGUCGUAUACAGAUGAAAACCCUCACAAACAAAUGGUAUGAAGAGGUGCGGCAAGGACCUUCUGGAUCAGAAGAUGAUGAGCAGGAGCUGCUUUAGAAUAUUGUGAUGUAAACGCUUCUCUGACAUUAAUUAGCUGCAAGUUAUACAUGUACUAUCUGGGUUAAUUGGUCGUACUGAGGAGCUUGCACCCAAGUGAGGUUAAGCAACGUACUUUUAUAACAAAGGCGAUUUGUGCCUGGAACACUACACCAGUAGCGUAAGAAAUGUAAUUCUAAUCACUGUUAUGAAUGUAAAUUAGCUUUUUUACUGAAUUUAACCAAAGUGAUAUGAGAUUCUAUGAAAGAGCUUUAAGCCUUUUAAACUACACAGACGCUCUUUGGCUAAAUUGUCACAGAAACUUCUUAUAAUUUUCUUUUAAUAGCGGGAACAUGAAGGGUGGUUGAAUGUUAACUAGGGAUACAUGUUUAACCGGGAGAAUACAAUGCAUCUUACACGUACUGUUUUUGUUUACACAUUUUAAACAUUAGACAUUGCAGUCACCUAGAUCAUUAAUGUUAAUUGUCAAUGAAACAUGCGUAUUUAUGUAAAAUCCAGCUCUGGUACAUAUAGGUUGCUAUAGGCUUUAUCAGAUCAAACUUUACUUUAAACUAACUUUAUGACAGUGGCUAGUUGUUGACGGUGGACUAAAGCUCAUAUUGUCUCCUCCGGAUAAGGCAAAUGGGUGAAGUUUGACUAUAGAAAAACAAUUGCAUUGAAAAAUGUGUAUUUAUUUGUUUUAAAAACAUUAAGACUUGGCUAGUAUGUUACUCUAUAGCAACACAACAACAAUUUGUUGUAAUUAGAAAAUGUUUACUGUCUUAAGAUUUUCGCCUUUUUUGUUGUUGUUAAUGAAGGGAAAAAUGACAACCCUGUCAGUAUAUACAAGCUUCUUAUUGUGUAUUUUACACUGUGUGACACUUUUAAACAGAACAUUACUUUUUUGUUUAGUAAUGUAACCUUUUUAAGGAGAAAUUUGCCAUCUGAAAGAGCAUCUUUUAAAACUAAUUACUUUUUUUUUUUUUUUAAAACCUAUUUAACUUUCAGUAUAACAUAGUCUGUCCUUGUUACCCAAUACAGAUGUGGCCCAUGUUUAUAAUAACUUAUGAGCAAUGAAUGCCCAACGUAUCUGAUGUUUACAAAUGAUUUUACAUAUUUUUAUGAAAAACUGUGUUGCCAUUUCUUAUGUAUGGUAGAAAUUGUUUGUCCUUUAUUAUUUUUUCCCAUUUAAAACUGCACUCAAUUUUUCUCUUUUUGGUAAAUAAUCACUAGGAAUGGAUGAGAAGGCUUCCAAGAUAUUAAUAUGUAUAUUAAAAAGAAUAAAUUGAACUAAUAGGGGCCGAAUGGCCCUGAAUGUAACCGUUUCCGCACGAGACUUCAGGCUCACCAGAAACAGGAGUCUUAAGACCGCUGCUUCUUAACUCGUAUGCCUCUUUGAGGCGGCGGACAUCAAUCCACCCGAAGGCAUACAAUCGGGAUGAUUGACACCACCCGAUUGGCUGCAAAUCUGCAGGGGGCGGUAUUGCACAAGCAGUUAACCAGAACUGCUUGUGCAAUGAUAAAUGCCGACAGCGUAAAUGUCCGCUCACACUUUGUUAAAUAGGCCCCAUAGUAUUCUAGAGCUUAACCAAAAAAGGCAG
This is a messenger RNA of Bombina bombina (fire-bellied toad), 3276 nucleotides long. It is a transcript of the gene SLC9A8, whose product is annotated as solute carrier family 9 member A8. The record is from RefSeq and is a predicted model, not a curated record. Gene Ontology annotation, molecular function: sodium:proton antiporter activity. Gene Ontology annotation, biological process: sodium ion transport; regulation of pH; proton transmembrane transport. NCBI's taxonomy places the organism in Eukaryota, Metazoa, Chordata, Amphibia, Anura, Bombinatoridae. Gene Ontology annotation, cellular component: membrane; Golgi apparatus.